CCGGCCGUGGCCGCGCCCCCUGCGCCCCCAGAGCCCCGGAGCCCCGGAGCCGCGGAGUCGUCGAGUCGCAGCGCCGGGCGCGGAGACCGUGGGCGGGGCGAACAAAGCGGCGGCGACGCGGGCGGCCCAGGCCCGGGACGCGCGGAGCGAGCGACCCCGCCGGGCCUUUGUCUCGGGCGGGGCAGGAGCAGCGGCGGCCGCGGGGCGCUCCGAGCGCAGAAUGCGGCGCCCGGCGGCGGGGAUCGCGGAGCGCUGCGGCGGCUGGCGACGUGCAGCCCGGCCCGGGGCCCGCGGGCGCGCUUGUGUGUGAAGCAGGGGUCCGGCGCGCUGCCCCUGGCCGGCCCCGCGGGCCGCACGUGGGCGGGAGCAGCGGCCCGAGAGCAGCCCGGGAAGAAGGAGGAGGAGGAGGAGGAAGAGGAGGGGACGCGCGGCGGCGCAGCGGGGACCCGGGGCCGCCUGCGCGAAGCCCCGCCCCGGCCCCGAGCCCGGCGCGAGCGGGCGGGAUGCCCCGCGGCCGCCGCACUUUGGCUCGCGCACUGCCCUGAGCCGGUCGGGCUCGCGGGCGCCAUGGAGCAGUGGCGGCAGUGCGGCCGCUGGCUCAUCGACUGCAAGGUCCUGCCGCCCAACCACCGGGUGGUGUGGCCCUCCGCGGUGGUCUUCGACCUGGCGCAGGCGCUGCGCGACGGGGUGCUCCUGUGCCAGCUGCUGCACAACCUCUCCCCCGGCUCCAUCGACCUCAAGGACAUCAACUUCCGGCCGCAGAUGUCCCAGUUCCUGUGUUUGAAGAACAUACGGACCUUCCUUAAAGUCUGCCACGAUAAAUUCGGAUUAAGGAACAGCGAGCUGUUCGACCCCUUUGACCUCUUCGACGUGCGAGACUUCGGAAAGGUCAUCUCUGCGGUGUCGAGGCUCUCGCUGCACAGCAUCGCGCAGAGCAAAGGAAUCAGGCCUUUUCCCUCAGAGGAGACCACAGAGAAUGACGAUGAUGUCUACCGCAGCCUGGAGGAGCUGGCCGACGAGCAUGACCUGGGGGAGGACAUCUACGACUGCGUCCCAUGUGAGGAUGGAGGGGACGACAUCUAUGAGGACAUCAUCAAGGUGGAGGUGCAGCAGCCCAUGAUUAGAUACAUGCAGAAAAUGGGCAUGACUGAGGAUGACAAGAGGAACUGCUGCCUGCUGGAGAUCCAGGAGACUGAGGCCAAGUACUACCGCACCCUAGAGGACAUUGAGAAGAACUAUAUGAGCCCCCUGCGGCUGGUGCUCAGCCCGGCAGACAUGGCAGCUGUCUUCAUUAACCUGGAGGACCUGAUCAAGGUGCACCACAGCUUCCUGAGAGCCAUCGAUGUGUCCAUGAUGGUGGGGGGCAGCACACUGGCCAAGGUCUUUCUUGAUUUCAAGGAAAGGCUCCUGAUCUACGGGGAGUACUGCAGCCACAUGGAGCAUGCCCAGAACACGCUGAACCAGCUCUUGGCCAACCGGGAGGACUUUAGGCAGAAAGUCGAGGAGUGCACACUGAAGGUCCAGGAUGGAAAAUUUAAGCUACAAGACCUGCUGGUGGUCCCCAUGCAGAGGGUGCUCAAAUACCACCUGCUCUUGAAGGAACUUCUAAGCCAUUCUGCAGAACGGCCUGAGAAGCAGCAGCUCAAAGAAGCAUUGGAAGCCAUGCAGGACUUGGCCAUGUACAUCAAUGAAGUUAAACGGGACAAGGAGACUUUGAGGAAAAUCAGCGAAUUUCAGAGCUCCAUAGAAAACCUGCAAGUAAAACUGGAGGAGUUUGGAAGACCAAAGAUCGAUGGGGAACUGAAGGUUCGGUCCAUAGUCAACCACACCAAGCAGGACAGGUACUUGUUCCUGUUUGACAAGGUGGUCAUUGUCUGCAAGCGGAAGGGCUACAGCUACGAGCUCAAGGAGAUCAUCGAGCUGCUCUUCCACAAGAUGACUGAUGACCCCAUGAACAACAAGGACGUCAAGAAGUCUCACGGGAAAAUGUGGUCUUACGGCUUCUACCUAAUUCACCUGCAAGGAAAGCAGGGCUUCCAGUUUUUCUGCAAAACAGAAGACAUGAAGAGGAAGUGGAUGGAGCAGUUUGAGAUGGCCAUGUCAAACAUCAAGCCGGACAAAGCCAAUGCCAACCACCACAGUUUCCAGAUGUACACAUUUGACAAGACCACCAACUGCAAAGCCUGCAAAAUGUUCCUCAGGGGCACCUUCUACCAGGGUUACCUGUGUACCAAGUGUGGUGUUGGGGCACACAAGGAGUGCCUGGAGGUCAUGCCUCCCUGCAAGAUCACUUCUCCUGCCGAUCUGGACGCCUCUGGAGUGGGGCCAGGUCCCAAGAUGGUGGCCGUGCAGAAUUACCAUGGCAACCCAGCCCCUCCCGGAAAGCCUGUGCUGACCUUCCAGACAGGCGACGUGCUUGAGCUGCUGAGGGGCGACCCCGAGUCUCCGUGGUGGGAGGGUCGUCUGGUGCAAACCAGGAAGUCAGGGUAUUUCCCCAGCUCAUCUGUGAAGCCCUGCCCUGUGGAUGGAAGGCCACCCAUCAGCCGUCCACCGUCCCGAGAGAUCGACUACACUGCCUACCCCUGGUUUGCAGGUAACAUGGAGAGGCAGCAGACGGACAACCUGCUCAAGUCCCACGCUAGCGGGACCUAUCUGAUCAGGGAGCGGCCUGCCGAGGCCGAGCGCUUUGCAAUAAGCAUCAAGUUCAACGACGAGGUGAAGCACAUCAAGGUGGUGGAGAAGGACAACUGGAUCCACAUCACGGAGGCCAAGAAAUUCGAUAGCCUCCUGGAGUUGGUGGAGUACUACCAGUGCCACUCACUGAAGGAGAGCUUCAAGCAGCUGGACACCACACUCAAGUACCCCUACAAGUCCCGAGAACGUUCGGCCUCCAGGGCCUCCAGCCGGUCCCCAGCUUCCUGUGCUUCCUACAACUUUUCUUUUCUCAGUCCUCAGGGCCUCAGCUUUGCUUCUCAGGGCCCCUCCGCUCCCUUCUGGUCAGUGUUCACACCCCGCGUCAUUGGCACAGCUGUGGCCAGGUACAACUUUGCCGCCCGAGACAUGAGGGAGCUUUCGCUGCGGGAGGGGGAUGUGGUGAGGAUCUACAGCCGCAUCGGCGGGGACCAGGGCUGGUGGAAGGGCGAGACCAAUGGACGGAUCGGCUGGUUUCCUUCAACGUACGUAGAAGAGGAGGGCAUCCAGUGACAGCAGGAACAUGGACAGGACUCAUGGAUUUUCUUGGGAGAUCCACUCCAGCCCUGAAGUCUGUCUCUAGCUCCCCUGUGACUCAGUGGGAAAUACCAACCUCCCAGGCUUCCACCACCCACAGGGAUGGGGAGGGUGUUGAAAGUCCUAAACUCAAACCGUUUCACCGUCAGCCUGCCCUCGGCGACCCGUCACUGGGUAUGCUAUUGUACAUAGAGGAAACCUGGGUUAGCCCCACCCAGAGCGCAGAGGAGGGGGGCACCAGCAGUGCUGUGAGCCAGGCUCUGGGUGGCAGCUGAGGCCAAAAGCCCAUCACCUGCCCCUGUCCAACUGAGAUGGCGUUCAGGAACCUAGGUUUCAACUGCAGGUGCUGUCCCCGGGAGGGCUAAGGACAGCAGAGAGGACCUGCCCCCAGCCCCUCUGCUCAGCCCCUGGACUCAGCCUUGCCUGUCUUUUCCUGCUGCUCCCAGGGGGAGGUGUCAGGCCUUGGGAGGCAGACGGGACCAGAGCCAGGCUAUUCACUGCAGGCCCACUUGCCCUAUUGUGCUAGGGCACAGGAGGACAGAGCACUGUGGUUACCCUCUGCAGCCCCUCUGGCUCCCCAGACCUCCCUGACUCCCCUACUCCCCUCCAUGCCAGGGGCACACACAGGGCAGGCCCCUCUCUUGGGAGGGGCCUUAGAGAUGAUGAAAUUCCAACCCUGCUUCCCGUCAGUGGUACUGUUCCCCGUCCUCUCUCUGAGAGGCCUUUUCUGGAGUCCUAGGAAAGUGUCGGCCCUGCUACCAGGUCAAUACAUCUUUUGUAAACCCUGAAAUGGGCAGGGAAGAAAACAGGGUUUUCCCCUCUCUAGGUCCCCACCAGGUCCCUCUCCAGGAGGCCCCUCUUCUCUCCCGCAGGGUAGUCCCUGAGGGUCUGCCCAGCCUUGGCACGAGAGGCUGGUUCCAGUCCCUGGCAGGGCUUCCAUCCAAGGGCCCCUGCAGCCUAAAACUGGGCCUUGGCCAACUCAGAAUAAGUGCUCUUGGGGCUCUACCCCAUUACCUCCCUCAGCCGUGACUCCUGGCCUUUGACCUCUGGCUGGGCUAGCCAGGCCCUGGUUUCUCUACUCAGAUGUUGCAUGAGACCUGGUGACAGUGUCUCCCCCGCCGGCUCCUUGCAAAAGCCUCCGGUGAGACCUGGGCUUCCUAUAGCCCCUUCUCCCUCCAGCCAGCUGCACAGCCUGUGGGAGGUGCCCAGCCCAGGCUGGGUGUCGGGGAGGCUGGUCCCUGCUGUGGGUGGUGCUAGGGACCUAGGGGCUCCUUCUGAUGCUGGCCUUGUAGCCUCUGGCCUCGGUGUCUCUGGAGUGUAGGGGAGAGGCGGGAGGAGUCAUGGCGAUGGGCAGCGGCAGGGGGAGAGAGUGGUCCCUGACAAAGGCUCGGGAAAUGAGGGGAGGUGGAGGCAGGGCAGGGAAGCCAAGAGCUGGCCUGGGAGAGAGCACCUGGGGCCUGCGUGUCAGGGCGCACCCAGCACUUUGCGCUCCGCGGCCCAGCGGGCGCCGAGGAUGGUGGGAGGAAGCCAGCAGCCCCCGUGUUCACUGUCAGCAGAAAGGUCUUGUGUUUUGGUUUUGGGGUUUUUGUUUUGUUGUGUUUUGUUUGGCUUGUUCGUUUUUUAAGGGGAAAAAGGUUUGUAAUUAUUUCAUCUAAAUCUCCCAUUAUAUAUCUGUGAAUAGUAAGAGAUUUUAUAAUAGCAAGAAAAUGAUGUAUAUUUUAUUUGUUGACAUCUAAGUCAUGGUCACGACGGACACUGAGAAAAAAUGAUUCAGAACCCUGGUUUUUGUGGAUUUUCUGUUUUGUGUGUGUUUGUUUUGAGAUCUGUAUUUGGUUUGGUUGGCUUUUGCACUGCACAAAGGCAGGAGGGCUGGAGGGCUGGGUGCUGCCUGGGACCCAGAUGGUUUCAGCAGGAGAUGGGGUCUCCUCCGUGGGGGCUCAGCCGCAGGGCCUGAGAUUAACAUGUGGGAGCCCGAUGCAUGCGGGUCAGGGAUCUGGGCCCCCCAGCUGGCGGCAGCCCCAAAUGGACACAAACUGUACAUUUGCCAAUGGGUUUUCUCAGACCAUGGUUUUUACUGCAAAUAAAGCUGAGUUCUUUUCUGCAA
This is a messenger RNA of Callithrix jacchus (white-tufted-ear marmoset), 5332 nucleotides long. RefSeq names its product vav guanine nucleotide exchange factor 2 (gene VAV2). Gene Ontology annotation, cellular component: cytoplasm. Gene Ontology annotation, molecular function: protein binding; guanyl-nucleotide exchange factor activity. Gene Ontology annotation, biological process: intracellular signal transduction; cell migration; regulation of GTPase activity. Lineage: Eukaryota; Metazoa; Chordata; Mammalia; Primates; Cebidae. The record is from RefSeq and is a predicted model, not a curated record.